Sinocyclocheilus anshuiensis is the source of this 1440-nucleotide messenger RNA. Its product is annotated as sideroflexin-5-like. The transcript has 14 exons. The record is from RefSeq and is a predicted model, not a curated record. Gene Ontology annotation, biological process: monoatomic ion transport; mitochondrial transmembrane transport; citrate transport. Gene Ontology annotation, cellular component: mitochondrial inner membrane. Gene Ontology annotation, molecular function: monoatomic ion transmembrane transporter activity; citrate transmembrane transporter activity. NCBI's taxonomy places the organism in Eukaryota, Metazoa, Chordata, Actinopteri, Cypriniformes, Cyprinidae.
AUGACUCGACCACUCUUGAGGGAACUCUGCGUAACUUUGAGAUCUCAGUAAAACAGCCUUACUGACUGCACUGUGCAUCUGGGAACACCUGCCAUGCCUGCAUCGACUGAGUACCCUCCGUUUAGACUCGGCGAGUCUCGGUUUGAUCAGGGUUCAUUUUAUGGCAGACUAAGACACUUCCUGGAUGUGAUCGACCCUCGCACGCUCUUUGUAUCAGAGAAACGUUUAAAUGAAUGUAUGAAACUCUUGGAUCAGUUCAAAAAUGGAACUCUGCCUCCAAGUGUGACUAAUGUGCAGCUUUGGGAGGCACAGAAGAUUAAACAGGCCAUCAUCCAUCCAGACACAGGAGAGAAGAUCCCCAUGCCCUUUCGCAUGUCAGGUUUUGUGCCCUUUGGUACUCCAGUGGUUGUAGGCCUCCUUUUACCCAAUCAGACAUUUGCUUCCACCAUCUUCUGGCAGUGGCUGAACCAGAGCCACAAUGCCUGUGUCAACUACUGCAACCGUAAUGCAUCUAAGCCCACGCCAGUGUCAACGUUUUUCCAGGGUUACCUCGGUGCAGUCAGCAGUGCAGUUACUAUUGCAGUGAGUUCACAUCCAUUACUCCAGUCUUUAUUAUGAAUUAUGCGAAAAUGAAAAAUCCUGGUCCAGAGGUUCAUCCCGUUCCCUGCUGUUGCAAGUGCCAACGUGUGUAAUGUUUUGCUGAUGCGCCACACUGAGCUGUCAGAGGGCAUCUGCGUACUGGACGACAAAGGCAAUGUGGUGGGCACCUCAAAGCUGGCUGCCAGGCAUGCUCUGAUAGAGACAUCCCUGACUCGUGUCGUGCUGCCCAUGCCUGUUCUCCUGCUGCCGCCUUUAAUAAUGGCCAUGCUGGAGAGGCUCCCUCUGCUGCAGAAGUGCCCUCGUCUCGGGCUGCCUGUUCACAGCAUGGUGUGUCUCUGCGCGUUCGGCCUAGCGCUGCCUGUUGCCAUCAGCCUGUUCCCCCAAAACAGUCAGAUCCACGUGUCAGAGCUCGAGCCAGAGAUCGCUGCUGCAACAGAGUGCAAGAUCCUGACCUACAACAAGGGUCUUUAACCAGUCAGAAUGCUUGACACCCAGCAACUAAUGUCGCUGUCCCUCACGGUAAAACUCUAAUGUGAACAGAAAAAUGCAAAGCGUCAUUACAAAUUUUGAUUGCAUCUCACUGGAUUGCUCCUGCUGUGUGUGAAUGUGAAUCCUCUCUCAGUCAGAGACAGACUCACACCGGCACUAAUCGUCCUCUUGCCAUGCACUUGAACGUGGAAGUUGCAAAUAGAGGAUUUCAGGAUAUUUACAGCAGUGAAAACAAGUAUUCUUUUGAAUGUCCCUGUGAUGUACUUUAAAUUUACAUAAUUACCAGCCUUCCCAUUCAAGCAGUUCUGUAUUAUCUGACUACAAAAGACUGAAAAAUAAAUGUAAUUGUCU